Cydia amplana is the source of this 3691-nucleotide messenger RNA. RefSeq names its product cyclin-dependent kinase 12 (gene Cdk12). NCBI's taxonomy places the organism in Eukaryota, Metazoa, Arthropoda, Insecta, Lepidoptera, Tortricidae. Gene Ontology annotation, molecular function: ATP binding; cyclin binding; RNA polymerase II CTD heptapeptide repeat kinase activity. The coding region runs from base 361 to 3663 and encodes 1100 amino acids. The transcript is spliced from 17 exons. Gene Ontology annotation, biological process: protein phosphorylation; positive regulation of transcription elongation by RNA polymerase II. The record is from RefSeq and is a predicted model, not a curated record. Gene Ontology annotation, cellular component: cyclin/CDK positive transcription elongation factor complex; nucleus.
AUUCACGUUCACGGCUCACGUUCCCGAUAGAUGAUGAAAUGAAAAAGCAAAUGGCUACUACAAUCCGACGUACUAAAAUUCCUAUAAAAAAGAAUCCGAUGUAAUUCGAUGAUAAAUGCGCUCUUUAUGAUCAUGAUUAGCAAAAUAAGGCUCUAAAGCUACUAAAGAACUAAUAUAUAAUAAUAUUCCAGGCUAAAAGCUUGCCGAAACUAGGAAAAAUACAAAGAUAUUAAAUCCUAUCAAGUACUAUUUAGGAAUUUCGCUAAUAUAUUGUUUUGUGUGUGAAGCUGAUUCACGUCCGUUUAUGUUUAGUUGAUGUAAUGUGAAGUUAUUGCCCGGGCGGAGCGCCGCCCCACGGCCAUGGAGCGGUACGAGAAGAGGCACAGCAAACACCACAAGGAGAAGCACAAAAAGCGAUUGCACAAAAAGCACAGGAGCUCUAGCGGUACCCAUGACCAAUCUUAUGCAACAGCUAACUCUCACAAGCCGCUGGUGGAGUACUCGGAUGUCAGUUCCGAGGCUCUGUCGGCCCCGGAGGCCGGCGAGAUCGAGAGCGAGGCGAGCUCCAUCAGCCGGCACAUCGCCGACGACCUCGACCGGACGAGGAAGUCCCACUCGAUACGCACUUUCGUCGACGACAAGACGAUAUCAGUCACGACGACGAGCCGACGCAUUGUAGACGAGUACGCUCUUACCCGUGAUUCUUCUUCGGCAGCUUCUAAGAAGAGGCGCAGCUUAGACUUUGUGGAAACAGAGUUGGAGCUAGAAGAUCACCGGUUGAGGAAGAAGAAGGAUAAGCGGAAGAAGGACAAAAGAAAGAAAAAGAAGAAAAGCAAGCACCGGUCGAGAUCCGCUAGCUUAGAAAGUGUGUCUCCGGAUGAUAACUUACCUACUGCUACUCCUGGGAGGCCACCAAGUCCUCAGAGAUAUACUCAAGUGCCUGUGAGCGAAUGGGAAAAGGCCUCAUCUCCAUUGCAGAAUGGUUCUUGCUCACCGGUGUCCCCAUCGACACCGCCGCCACUGGUCAGGGAAGUUCGUCGAGACCCGUCGCCGAGGCUGCGCCCUCCGCUCAUCGCAGAGCCCUUGCAUCCGUUGCCUUACUCUCCCAGAGAGAGAUCUCCACUAAUGAGCCAUAUUGAUACAAGGAGAAGACAAAAAUCCACUACACCACACACGCCGGUCGCGCCCCCGUACCACGAGACCGUGACGAUAGACUCGGGAGACGACCAGGACUAUGAACACAGACGGGAUUACUGGCCUGAACACAGGCCCCAGUCACCAAUUAUGAUAAUUUCUGAUUCCCCUGAACGAGCGAUAUCACGAGGCCGCGGCGACUACAGCCCGCGGCGGCACCGGCGCCGCUCGCGCGGCUCCCCGCGGCGCCGGCACCGCAGCCGGGACAGGGACCGCCACCGGGACAUCAGAGGCUCUGGCAGACGUUCCCCGUCCCGCACAUCGCUGAAACGCCGACGCUCGUUGUCGCGCGGCCGCCGGCGCGGGUCGUCGCCUUCUCCGCCGCGACAUCGGGUUCGACAUCGCGAGCCUUCGCGAGAACGACACAGGCCCAAGCAUGAUUCUCCGAGUCCGCCGUCAGUUCUGCAGCGCAGGAUAGACUUCAAAGAGAAGAUCAGCGAUACAAGCUUGUUCGCUGAACUCGUUAAGGAUAAACAUAAGAGGGCUAAGAAACUACAGGAGAUCCUAGACCAGAAAGAGGAGUCUCAGGGCGCGCUAUCGACCACCACCUCCAUCAACAACCCGGAGGUGCUCACUAUCGACGAGCUUUCCAACGCCACUUCGGACAGCGCCGCGCAACUCAAGGAGAACGGCGACGCCCCCGCCCCCGUACCUGCCCCCGCCCCCGCCCCCGUACCUGCCCCCGCCCCCGAGCACGACGUGGGGGACAUCCCGCUCCCGGGGGCGGGGCCCCCGCCGCCCAUGCUGCCCCCGCCCGAGUUCGGCGCCCUGGCUGCUGAUGAGAACACCAAGGAGACUGUCAAGAGCAACGGAGAAGAGGUGAAACAGCCUACCCCGCCAGCCCCAACCCCAGUGGCAGCACCAACGCCGGCCUUACCUCCCCUCCCCAAAGUGGGGGGUAGCGUGGUAGAUGGCGUCUACUUCAACAGCCAGCAGCCGCCGCCGCCCAAGCCCAAGAGCCUCGUCAAGCUGCCCAUGCCGCCCAACACACAGGUUGACGAUCUAAAGACGCUCGCGAACGAGAGUCCGCUCAGCACGCCGUCACCUAGCCCCGUCAAGAAGCCCGAGAAACCCAAGAAGACUGGAAUCAUGAACUUGCCAAUGCCACCUGUGAUCCCGGGCUCGGAGGAGCUGAGCGGUGAUGAGUUGGACGGCAGCACGCCGCCGCCCGCCGCCAGCGACCAGUACUCGCACGUGUUCAACUCCAGGAAGGGCAAGGAAAAUUCGCUGUCGAAACUAAAAAGGCCGCGGAUCUUGAAACGGCGCGGGUCCAAGGUGGUGCCCGUGGCCACGCCCACGCACCACGCCAAGGACUGGGGCGAGAAGUGCGUCGACGGUUUCCAGGUGAUAACCCAAAUCGGCGAAGGCACCUACGGGCAGGUGUACAAAGCGCGCGACAAAAACACCAGCCAGCUGGUCGCGCUCAAGAAGGUCCGUCUCGAGAACGAGAAGGAAGGGUUCCCCAUCACGGCCGUGAGAGAAAUCAAGAUUCUUCGCCAGCUGAACCAUAAGAACAUCGUCAAUCUGAGGGAGAUUGUCACUGACAAACAGGACGCCUUGGACUUUAGAAAGGACAAAGGCUCAUUUUACCUAGUAUUCGAGUACAUGGACCACGACUUGAUGGGUCUACUGGAAUCCAAGAUGGUGGACUUCACCGAGUCGCACAACGCGAGCAUCAUGCGGCAGCUGCUCGACGGGCUCGCGUACUGCCACAGGAAGAAUUUCCUACAUAGGGAUAUCAAGUGCAGUAAUAUACUUAUGAACAAUAAGGGCGAAGUGAAGCUCGGCGACUUCGGUCUGGCGCGACUGUGGUCCGCCGAAGACCGCGCCCGGCCCUACACCAACAAGGUGAUCACGCUGUGGUACCGGCCGCCCGAGCUGCUGCUCGGCGAGGAGCGCUACGGCCCCGCCGUCGACGUGUGGUCCAUGGGCUGCAUACUGGGCGAGUUGUUCCUCAAACACCCCGUGUUCCAGGCGAACGUGGAAAUGAUGCAGCUAGAGAUGAUAUCCCGCGUGUGCGGCACGCCCGUGCCCGGCGUGUGGCCCAACGUGGUCAACCUGCCGCUCUGGCACACGCUGCGGCCCAAGCGCUUCCACAAGCGCUGCGUGCGCGACCACUUCGCCUUCAUGCCGGCACACGCCCUGUCCCUGCUCGACCGGAUGCUGGAGCUCGAUCCGGAUAAGCGGGUGACGGCGGAAGAUGCCCUCAAGAGCCCGUGGCUGAAGAAUGUAGUACCAGACCAGAUGCCGGGACCGUCCCUCCCAACCUGGCAGGAUUGCCACGAGUUGUGGUCCAAGCAGCGGCGGCGCCAGCAGCGCGAGCACGAACAGAAACCCAAGCCCUAUGGCGAGGAAGCCAAGGAGGCCUUCAAGCAGGACUCUUCCAACCAGUCCGAUGCCUCCUUCAAGAGCGAGCCCUAUAAGGAGCUCCCGCAACCCCAGCCCGACACCGCGCCGCCCGUUAAAUAGUACACGGAGCACUACUACGGACAUUAUG